CAGGGGGCGGGGCUCGUGUGGUGGCGUCACGGGGCGGGGCCUCGGGUGGCGGGAAGAGGAGGCGCGAGAAUGGAGGUGGAGGCCGUCUGUGGUGGCGCGGGCGAGCUGGAGGCCCAGGACCCUGCCCCUUCUUCCAGCAAGGCUCCCGGCAGCGCCGGCCACUACGAGUUGCCGUGGGUUGAAAAAUAUAGGCCAGUAAAGCUGAAUGAAAUUGUCGGGAAUGAAGACACUGUGAGCAGGCUAGAGGUCUUUGCAAGGGAAGGGAAUGUGCCCAACAUCAUCAUUGCGGGCCCGCCAGGAACCGGCAAGACCACGAGCAUUCUGUGCUUGGCCCGGGCCCUGCUGGGCCCGGCACUCAAAGAUGCCGUGUUGGAACUCAAUGCUUCAAACGACAGGGGCAUUGACGUUGUGAGGAAUAAAAUUAAAAUGUUCGCUCAACAAAAAGUCACUCUUCCUAAAGGCCGACAUAAGAUCAUCAUUCUGGAUGAAGCAGACAGCAUGACCGACGGAGCCCAGCAAGCCUUGAGGAGAACCAUGGAAAUCUACUCUAAAACCACUCGCUUCGCCCUUGCUUGUAACGCUUCGGAUAAGAUCAUCGAGCCCAUUCAGUCCCGCUGCGCAGUCCUCCGCUACACAAAGCUGACCGACGCCCAGAUCCUCGCCAGGCUGAUGAAUGUUAUCGAGAAGGAGAGGGUACCCUACACUGAUGACGGCCUGGAAGCCAUCAUCUUCACGGCCCAGGGAGACAUGAGGCAGGCGCUGAACAACCUGCAGUCCACCUUCUCAGGAUUUGGCUUCAUUAACAGUGAGAACGUGUUCAAGGUCUGUGACGAGCCCCACCCACUGCUGGUGAAAGAGAUGAUCCAGCACUGUGUGAAUGCCAACAUCGACGAAGCCUACAAGAUUCUUGCUCAUCUGUGGCAUCUGGGUUACUCACCAGAAGAUAUCAUUGGCAACAUCUUUCGAGUGUGUAAAACUUUCCAAAUGGCAGAAUACCUGAAACUGGAGUUUAUCAAGGCCUGCCACCUAGAAGGCGCUCAGUGUUUCCCAGCUGCAGCGGGAGGGACGGUGUGUCGUAGUCCCUUUGAGUUACUAUAAAGGAAUACCAGAGACGGGGUCAUGUAGAAAGAAAAGAGGUUGAUUUGGCUCACAGUUCUGCAGGCUGUACAUGUAGCGUGAUGCCAGCAUCUGCCUCUAGGGAGGGGUUCAGGCUGCUUCCGCUCAUGUUGGAAGGGGAAGGGAGAGCCUGUGUGUGCAGAGAUAGGCUGUCGAGAGAACGGAGGGAGGUGCCAGGCCCAUUUGAACAGCCAGCUCUCCAGGGACCUAAUUGAUCCAGAACUCACUACCUUGGGGCAGGCACCAAGCCAUUCACGUGGGAUCGUCCUCGUGACCCGAACAUCCCCACAUUGGGGACCAAAUUCCAAAUGAGAUUGGGAGGGGCAGACGUCCAAACUAAAUCAACGUGGCUGAUUGUCCUGAGGACCAAGUUUGUUUCACACAGUCCUGAUUUUCUUCAUUCAAGGCUCUCUUGUCUAUUGAUUGAUUGAUUGAUUUUUAAGGUCAGAUUAAUUGAGGUUUAAUUUACAUAGAAUAAAAUUCAGCCUAUUAGGUACAGGACACACGCAGUCAGUCACGCAAAAACCAUCACCAUUAGGAUGCAGAAUCUGUCAUCCCAGAACAACUCACGUGUCCCUUUGAAGCCAGCCCCCUCCCUGACUACCACUUGGAGGCUACUGAUACAGUUUCUGUUUGGGGGAUACAGUUUUCCAGAAUAUCAUAAAUGGAAUCAUGUAGAACUUAGCCUUGUGAGUCUGGCUUCUUUCUUUCACUGUAGCAGAAAUGCCUUUCAGAUGCGUCCACGUUGGUACUUCCAUCCAUGCGUCAGUCCGUUGUAUCACUGAGAAGUAAUCCAUCGUGUACACGUACCACAGUUUGCUCAUCUGUUCAUCAGCUGGAGGACAUUUGGGUUUACAGAUUGUGGUGACUGAAUAAAGCCAGUGUAAACAUUUGCAUAUAUGGAUUAGUGUGAAUGCAAAUGUUAAGUUUUUCUUUUUCCCAAGUAAGUUCCCAGAAUUGCCUGGGAAAAUGAUAAGUGUAUGUUUUACUCCAUAAGGAACUGCUGAAUGGUUUUCCAAAGUGACUGCAGUACGUGCAUUCCCAGCAGCAUUCCGGAGCAUGCUUAACCUAUUCGCCACGCGGAGUGCUCAGUUUGGUUUUUAAACCAUUCUGAUAGGUGUGUAAUGACCGGUUGCAGUGGCUCACGCCUGUAAUCCCAGCUACUCAUGAGGCUGAGGGAGGAGGGUCGCUGGAAUCCAGGAGGUGGAGGUUGCAGG
Messenger RNA from Rhinopithecus roxellana (golden snub-nosed monkey), 2333 nucleotides. RefSeq names its product replication factor C subunit 2 (gene RFC2). Gene Ontology annotation, cellular component: DNA replication factor C complex; nucleus. The transcript has 11 exons. Gene Ontology annotation, biological process: DNA-templated DNA replication; DNA repair. Gene Ontology annotation, molecular function: DNA binding; ATP binding; DNA clamp loader activity. Lineage: Eukaryota; Metazoa; Chordata; Mammalia; Primates; Cercopithecidae. The record is from RefSeq and is a predicted model, not a curated record. The coding region runs from base 70 to 1098 and encodes 342 amino acids.